Salvelinus sp. IW2-2015 is the source of this 1917-nucleotide messenger RNA. RefSeq names its product exportin-1. Gene Ontology annotation, cellular component: cytoplasm; nucleus. Gene Ontology annotation, biological process: protein export from nucleus; ribosomal small subunit export from nucleus; ribosomal large subunit export from nucleus. Gene Ontology annotation, molecular function: nuclear export signal receptor activity. The record is from RefSeq and is a predicted model, not a curated record. Lineage: Eukaryota; Metazoa; Chordata; Actinopteri; Salmoniformes; Salmonidae.
GUUGACUCUCUCCCCCAGAAUGUGGACAUCCUGAAGGAUGCGGAGACGGUGCGUCAGCUGGGCAGCAUCCUGAAGACCAACGUGCGGGCCUGCAAGGCCGUGGGACACCCCUUCGUGGUGCAGCUGGGACGCAUCUACCUGGACAUGCUCAAUGUCUACAAGUGUCUGAGUGAGAACAUCUCCUCUGCCAUCCAGACCAACGGAGAGAUGGUGACCAAGCAGCCCCUGAUCCGGAGCAUGAGGACGGUGAAGAGAGAAACGCUCAAGCUGAUCUCAGGUUGGGUCAGCCGCUCCAACGACCCACAAAUGGUGGGGGAGAACUUUGUCCCGCCCCUGCUGGAGGCCGUACUCAUCGACUACCAGCGCAAYGUCCCCGCCGCCAGAGAGCCUGAGGUGCUCAGCACCAUGGCGACCAUCGUCAAUAAGCUGGGAGGACACAUCACCGGGGAGAUCCCGAAGAUCUUCGACGCAGUCUUCGAGUGCACUUUGAACAUGAUCAAUAAAGACUUUGAGGAGUACCCAGAGCAUAGGACCCAUUUCUUCUACCUCCUCCAAGCGGUGAACUCGCAGUGCUUCCCGGCMUUCCUUUCCAUUCCCCCGGCCCAGUUCAAACUGGUUCUGGACUCCAUUAUCUGGGCUUUCAAACACACCAUGAGGAAUGUUGCAGACACUGGUCUGCAGAUUCUUUACACCCUGCUGCAGAAYGUGGCCCAGGAGGAGGCUGCCGCACAGAGCUUCUACCAGACCUAUUUCUGUGACAUCCUCCAGCACAUCUUCUCUGUCGUCACAGAUACCUCGCACACAGCAGGGCUAACCAUGCACGCGUCCAUCCUGGCGUACAUGUUCAACCUGGUGGAGGAGGGUAAAAUCAGCGCCUCCCUCAACCCAGCCAGCCAGAACAACCAGGGCUACGUUCAGGAAUACGUGGCCAACCUGCUCAAGACAGCCUUCCCCCAUCUACAAGAUGCCCAGGUGAAGGUGUUUGUAACAGGUCUGUUCAGCUUGAACCAGGACAUCCCCGCUUUCAAGGAGCACCUGAGGGACUUCCUGGUGCAGAUCAAGGAGUUUGCUGGCGAGGACACCACAGACCUGUUCCUGGAGGAGCGGGAGACGUCGCUGCGGCAGGCCCAGGAGGAGAAACACAAGCUGCAGAUGUCCGUCCCCGGCAUCCUCAACCCCCAUGAGCUCCCCGAGGAGAUGUGCGACUGAGCGCUGCCACAUAGGAACGAACACCACAGUAAACAUGUACAGUUUUUGGAAAAAAGAAAGCCAAGAGAAGCUGGGAGCUCCUCUUGUCAAGUGUGUGUGUGUGUGUGUGUGUGUGUGUGUGUGUGAGAUUGAGAGGUGCUUUGUCGACCAAAUCAAUGCCAAUAUGUAAAUGAGAAUUGCGCCUAUGAUUCGGGCACUCACAUUUUUUUGCAUACGGACGCAUUUUAUACAGAGUCAUUUGUGUAAUAAUACGGUAUUGCUUUUCCCUCUUAAUUCAUGCUUUAUAUGUUUGGUCAUCCUCUGUUUAGCCGUGCAUGAAGUUGAAAUAAUUAUUUUUAACCCUCUUUCUUUCCCUACACCCCCCCACCAACACCCCUUCUAUUUGUUUAUAUGUAAGAUAUGUUAAAAGCACACGUAAAAAGGUUACUUUAAAAAGCGCUGUAGUGUCAGGAAGUGCUCCAAUAGAAAGAACUGUGUGUUUUUUGGAGGAGCCUGCAGAUGAAUGUGACGGUAAAUUACGCUGCUUCCUUUGUUUCUGUUUUGGCAGCAGUUUUUAUGUGGCGAGUCAGGUUUUGUUUGCACCAAAAACUGACUGCUCUGACAUUUGGACAAGAAUGUUAGAUCAGAGGAAGGUUAUGUGCAUAUCAUCCUGUUUGUAAAGCUGUCUUAGUACUAUGGGAACAUAAAGUUGGUUAUUUUUACAAAACU